Messenger RNA from Mugil cephalus (flathead mullet), 1349 nucleotides. Its product is annotated as ATP-binding cassette subfamily C member 4-like. Bases 71 to 775 code for a protein of 234 amino acids. NCBI's taxonomy places the organism in Eukaryota, Metazoa, Chordata, Actinopteri, Mugiliformes, Mugilidae. Gene Ontology annotation, biological process: transmembrane transport. Gene Ontology annotation, cellular component: plasma membrane. Gene Ontology annotation, molecular function: ATPase-coupled transmembrane transporter activity; ATP binding; ATP hydrolysis activity. The transcript has 4 exons. The record is from RefSeq and is a predicted model, not a curated record.
UCCCUCGUUUAGGAAACGUCUAAUGUCUCCUCUCGUUCUGCUGUAGGACCCUGUGCUGUUCACCGGCACCAUGAGGAAGAACCUGGACCCGUUCAGUUACCACAGCGAUGAAGAGUUGUGGAGCGCGUUGCAGGAAGUUCAGCUGAAGUCUGUGGUGGAGGAGCUACCUGCUAAGUUAGAAACGGUCCUGGCAGAGUCCGGCUCCAACUUCAGCGUGGGACAGAGGCAGCUGGUGUGUCUGGCCAGAGCCAUCCUCAGGAAGAACCGCAUCCUCAUCAUCGACGAGGCCACAGCCAACGUGGGCCCCAGGACAGAUGAACUGAUCCAGGAAACCAUACGAGACAAGUUCAGAGACUGCACCGUCCUCACCAUCGCUCAUCGCCUCAACACCAUCAUAGACAGCGACCGCAUCCUGGUCUUAGAUGCGGGGAAGAUCCACGCCUACGACGAGGCCUACACCCUCCUGCAGGAUCCAGAGGGCAUCUUUUAUAAAAUGGUGCAACAAACUGGUAAACAGGAAGCAGCAGCUCUGCUAGCGGCAGCCAAACAGGUGACUACUGCUUCUCUGCAGCUGGAGAGGACGGGGGCCGACAGAGAGGCCACAGCUCCAGCCUCAGAGCGGCCGGCGAGACGCUCAGCCCCAACAGUGCUGCUGCUGAUCCUUCAGGCUCGGACACCGAGCUCGGAAACGUUGAUGCAGAGCAAGCUUUUUAUUUAUCACGUGUUGAAGCGCUGCCUUGGAGAGAUGACUUCCAAACAGCCACGUGAUCCUUAAAGAACACUAAGUGCCUUGUUUCAGGUUUGCACUUGGUAAUUUAACUGAUGAAAAGAUCCAAAGUUGCACGUCAACAAACGGGACGACCGUUGAAUGUCCUGCUCCGACACAUUUCAAAGAGAUCACACUUUAAACGUUGAUUUCUGUUGUAGUAUUUUAAAUGGUUAUUUUUGCUAAAAAAAAAAAAAAACACUCCAAACAUUUUUUUCCUAACUGGCAUCAUAAUGCGUACCAUAGAGGGUUAAUACACACAGAACUAUAACUAUCAUUGCCCUCUGGUGGACACAUGGAGGAACUACAAUACAUCAGUUUAACAGACACAUAGAACUACAAGUAUAUCUGCCCUCUGGUGGCAUCUGUAAGUAAUUACAACUGUCUAUUUUGAAUUAUUAUUAUUUUGUCGUACUCCUCGUUGUUAAAUAGUUUUUUGUUCAGAGAAUAAAGACAGAACGUCUCCUUUUAAUGGAGCAGAUGAACUUUUUGCUUUAACACAUCAGUUGGUAUCAAAACGUCUCACCUUCAAAUAAAUAAAGCAAAAGAAGAAGAUGUUGGAGAGUGAAAUACUUCUUCUUCA